Messenger RNA from Naegleria lovaniensis, 4032 nucleotides. RefSeq lists its product as uncharacterized. Lineage: Eukaryota; Heterolobosea; Eutetramitea; Acrasida; Naegleriidae. The record is from RefSeq and is a predicted model, not a curated record. The coding region runs from base 1 to 4032 and encodes 1343 amino acids. The transcript is spliced from 2 exons.
AUGAAGGAACAUCACAACUCUUAUCAUCAACACUCUCAUGCCCCACAACAAGGACAUGAUUUUUCGACCACCACUUCAGUGUUACUAUCUAGUAGGAUGAACAUUAAGGACAUUCUUAAUCAUUCUCAAUUCCGAGAAUAUUGCAAGCAAUCAUCCUAUUCGUGCGAAGAAUUAGUAGAUUUAUGGAUGGAUUUAGAUCGAUUCCUACAUUCUUUUAAUAAUGAAACAUCUCCGAUGAGCCUGAAAUCCAAAUGCUCGCAGUUGAAAACAGCACAUGAAAUAUUGAAUCAAUACUUUAUUGAGGGUUCUAUUGAAUUAUCACCUGAAAUGUUGGAACAAGUAGUUCAAUCUGUGACUUUGAAUCAUGUUCAAUCCAUGACGGUCAUAUUUUCUCAGAUCCAGCAAAUGAUUGAAAACGAACUGAAUCACCUACCAGAUUUACUAAAUGGCUUUCUAAAUGUGACCCAACAAAAUGUCAAGCUCAAUUCUAUUCCUGAAUCACUCGUGGUCUCUCUCGGAGCCAUUUCUAAUGACGAUACCAACAAUCGCCUAUUAUUGAAUGACAACGACAUGACAUUGCAUGAUUCAAACGAGAAGAAUCACAUCCCAAUUCUCAUCUCAGACAAUAUCAAGUACAGACCUAUUGUUCCAUCAACGAGUGAUAUCAAAACAGAUGACAAUCACGAGAAAUCACAACAAGUAAUUAAUGAAUCCAUUCUAGAACAUGCUGAAGUACAUGGUAAAAGCCAAACAACUUGCAAAACGACACUACAAGAUACAACUAUUGUUACUACUGAAACAACACCCAAGAAAUCCUCAAAAACAAAUUCACCGUCAUUGAUUCGAAGAGUAGAACGAACAGAUAAGUGCAUUCACGUUUAUGGAAGAUCUCCUACUCAACGUACACCUCCACAUCAACAACACUCACAUUUCGAUUACUCUCUAUAUGAGGAGUAUGAUCUUGUUCAUGAAGAAAACAAGACUCCAUUCAAGUUGAAUACAAGCAGUGGUAGCAAAGGUGAAAAAGAAUUGAAUCUUAAAACACCUCUCUCAUCUAACAUAUCAAAUGAAACGAAUGAAACACCAACGGUCGAGAGUGAACCUAUUGAAAACACUCUCAAAGAUAAUAACUACCGUUCAGAUGUUCGUGCCAUUGUUGCUGAUAUAGAUUCAAAUUACAUACGAUCACAUGGAGAGAAGGAACAACUGAUACAAGUACUAUGUUGUGAAGUUUCAAUCAAUUUAUUAUAUCAAAGAAUACCAAUUAUUUCUCAAACGAGUAUUGAGGGAAUAUUUGAAAUGUCAAGAAAAUUGUUUCAUUUAAAAGAUUACAGAAAUGAUGAAGACUCCUUUGUUAUGCAAAUUUGUAGUAUAUUGAAUAGAUGUGAUCGAUAUUCAGCUCACUUACAAAUGGAUCAUGAGAUUAAGUUGAAUGAUUCAUUCUCAGAUCUAUCAGCUCUCUUUGAUCGAAAAGAUUCAUCAACCCCAACAUGUUGGUUGGUUAAGGCAUACAAAACUCAAGAUCUUAAUAACGAUCAUGAUACGUACACUUGCUCCUCUCCAUCCAUAUUUGAAUUCAUAAUCAUAUUCUAUGAUGGUCAUGAAAGUUAUUGUCUAUUCAAUACCUAUGAAAGACCCUGUAAUAAGAAGCGGGGUAUGCGAUGCUGUGUGACGUAUUUCCAUGAUUAUCCUGCCAUGAAAACAUUCUUUGAAGAGAACAAUUUUGAGUGGAAUCGAUCCGAACAAUCCAUCGAUGAGAAUUCCACAAGUGAAUAUACAUGUUCUCCUCAAGUAGAGGUGAAUUCAACACGAGAGACGAGUCGUUCUGCAACAGUCAUUCAACAGGUUCUGUCAUUCACAAGAAAAGCACCAAACAUCAUUCCAACACAAUUCAAUUAUCGAGUAUCUAGCAUUCCACCACAACAAGAUACUUGGAAGCGUUUGGAAGAACAGUUACAAUCGAUGGAUCUUGUUCAAACGAAUAGACUUAACGAUUUAAUGAUUCAAAUGAAUAGUACCAUUCAAGAACAGCAACAUUUCUCUCAGUCACUCGUUGAGAGACUGGAUCGUAUGGAGAAGGAGAUGAAAGAGUUAUGGACCUUGCAUCAUGACUCGGCAAUUCAAAAUAUUUUCCAACCUUUGCCAUUGGCAACAACCUGCGAAGAGGUACAUGAAAUUAGUUGUCAUGAAUCUACGAAAUUCAAUUCAAAAGAUCAUAUUGAAAGUGAGUCGAUCAUUAAGGAACACCCUGAGAGUCUGGCUUGUGAAGCAUCUUUUCAUGCUGAGCAAACAGAAAUGACCAUUCAGGAGGGACGCGAAGAAAACUCCAACCAACAACAGCAACCCAAAGAUGGCAUGGAGGUACAUGAUGAGAUGAAACUCCCAACCAUCAUCGAUAUCGUAACGAAUAAUCAUACCAUAUCGAAUACAACCUCUUUUAAUAGCACCACUCUGCGAUACGAAAACAUUCUCAAUAUUAUUGAACAGAUUACAUCCAAUCCAAUGCAUAGAGAACUUGUUGAUCGAAUGAACACACUUGAGAGUUAUUCCUUUGAAAAUAUGGCCAAUAUCAAACAGUUCGUUCAUCAAGAACAAGAAGCGAGAUUGACAAUGUUUGAACAUGUUCAAUGUAAACUAUCAUCAUUAGAGGAGCAAUUCAAACAAUUAUUAGACACAUUCCAUCAACGAAAUGACACAUCCUUCAUGACGAUUCGUAUGAAUGAAAAAGAAAUGACAAAGGAACAUUCUCAUGGCAGCAUGAACAUGGUUGAUGAUUCAAACACACACAAGAAUCAUUCUGUACACAGUAUCAUACCAAUCCAUGAGGAGAUAUCUAUUGAGAUUGAACCACAAAUGAAAACUGAACUCAACGAUACAUCCAAUCAAGUCAGUCAAGAACCUACUGACUCGGCAUUACAACAGUUUUGUGAAAUUCAAAACAGAUUAACAAGUAUGGAGCAACAGUUCCAACAGAUGGCCACAAUGAGCACCUUUGAAAGUCUCAAAUCUGAUUGUGAACACAGAUUCAGUGAGCAAUUGCAGCACAAAUAUGAAGAGUUGACUAAUAGAAUGACAAGCAUUGAAAUUAGAAACAUUGAAUCUUCUCAACAAGUGAUGAAGUUAGUAGGGGAUUUGGAAGACAGUUUGUUACAACGAAUGAGCAACUUGCAAGUUGUUAAAGAGCAUGAGAAUUCAAAUCCUCCACAUGAAGAUGAUUCAACCUCUCUCUCAAACAAUUGUGAAUCAUGUACCAUUCCUGAUCACUCACGAAUGAGCGAUUUAACAAUGUUUAGCAACUUUAUGAGCGACGUGAUGAAUUUAAUGGAAUUAUUUAAGAAAGAUAUGAACGAGAAAAUUUCGCUCCUCUCAUCGAAUCACAUUGAUGAACACCAAUUGUAUGAAAAGAUUGUGAACAAUGUAUUAAGGCAAUGCCAACACCAUUGUGAUCAAUACCAUCGUGAGCAAUUUGAAACCAUGUAUUCAAAGAUCGUACAGGAUGUCAAUCACACGCUGGAUGAGAAAAAACAAGAAAUACAUUUAUUGAAAGAGAAACAACAAGAAAUACACAAAAGGUUCGAAUAUUUUGAAAAGAAGGAAAAGGAACUGCAGAACAAGUUACGCAACUUGCUGAUAAGAGAAAGAGAUUUCGUUGAGAACCAUCGAUCCAUCCCAUUGGAGAGCACACCCCACAUGGAUACUAACAUGGAUACAGGAAAGGAGAACUCUUCACCUUUCACCGAUUCUCAUGGAAUGCUAUUAAGACAAAUUCAACACUAUCAUUUACAGGAGAAGUCAGUGGAAACUUUGGAGGAAAAAAUGCAUGAGGAGUUUAAAAAAUCAUUCCUACUCCGUACACCAAUAUCCUUAUUUGAGAGAGAAGAAGGAAUCAUGCAAGAUGAUGCUCAUGGUGAUACUCAUUGUGAUAUAGAUCCAUCACUUAGUUCUUCCACUACUGCUGAUGAGAAACCUCACGAAGAAUUAUAUGAAGAUAUUAUUCCAUCACCAUUUCGAAAGUAUAUCAAAAAACUUUGA